Prunus avium (sweet cherry) is the source of this 606-nucleotide messenger RNA. RefSeq lists its product as uncharacterized. Lineage: Eukaryota; Viridiplantae; Streptophyta; Magnoliopsida; Rosales; Rosaceae. The record is from RefSeq and is a predicted model, not a curated record.
UUCAGUUCUUUGAUUCAAUCUCCAUUGCUGGUUAUGUGAAAUAAGAAGAAAACAAUGUCUACAAUGAGGGAAGGAACGAAGAAACCAAAGACAACAAUAGAGCCUAGAGUUAUUUCAUGGGAGGAGAGAAAGAGCCUUGCAGACAAGGAGGCUGAGGUCCUGGAAAAACAAAUAGAGGAUCUCAAAACAUGGACCAACAUGAUAGAUGCCAUGAAUGAGGAGCAGUUGAAGGAAUACUUAAAGAACAGACCAGAUGAGUUGAAGACAGUGAAGAUCCACAAGAGCAACUCUAAGCAAAGAAUCCAAAGGGAAAAGCCUAAAUGCUCAACCUCUAAUGGCAUUAUGGCUUCGGUUUGGAAGUUCCACAAGGAAGAGGAACAUGAGAAGCAAAAACAAUUGUUAGAAUUUUAGGACAUAAAUGAAUUGUGUAAUUGUUUGUUUGAAUCAUAAUUGUCGUUGGUUUGUUUAUAUACCACAUAGAAUUGUGAAUUUCAUCAAAAUAAUUUAAUUGAAAACUACAAAACAAAGUCGGUAUAGCUAAGCAUGCGUAUUGUGAAAGUAAUCAGGCAACAAAAACUUCAAUUUUAGUGUUUGAAUUGAGGAUAG